AUGGCGGCCGGACUCGAUGUCCUCCCCAGCCCUCAGCAACACUCGCUGUUGCCACGCUUCUUGACGGUAGCCAGCCUCGCCACGCCGUCCCAGCGCCAGAUGAGCCAGCCGGCUUCGGCCAACCGAAACGACGUUGUCGCCACGAGGUUUGAGUCGGUGCUGGUGGUCGCGUUGGUGGUGGCGCCGCGCAAUCGAGUCUCCCAUCAUCAGUUCGUGCAUUCGGCCAAUUGGCUGUCGAGACCGCCUGUCGGCCUUGCCUCGAGUCCCGCCAGACCCGGCCCGGCUGUCGGGCCAAUCAGAAGUCGGCCUCCGGUGGCGAUGAGCCGAUUGGUCGCCGUCGCGGCAGACACCGGCUUUGGCCCAACCCGGUCUGAGGGUCCGAAAGAGUCGCGAGUUCGAGCCCCGCGUCACGUCUCGCCAGGCCGUGCCGACGAUGCUCUCGCCCGACACGAUCCGGUCCCGGGCGCGCCCGAUUGGCUGGUGCAGCUCUUUUAUGCCGCCUGGCCGCAGUGGCAAGACGGCCUCGCAAAAACGCCGAGCUCCGGCGCGAUUCGAGCUUGGGUCUCGGACGGACCGGCGCCAAGCGGCACCUGCGAGGCGGUGGAGGCCGACGACAAGACCCGGCCCGCGGGACUCGAGGGUGCGCAGGGCGGCGGAUGGAGGGCGGUUUGCGGUCCGAUUAUCGUGCCCCGGCAACGCUGGUUCGCCCGACCCCGAGUCUCGGUUCUGCGACGUCGGGCUCGACGAAUCCGCAACACACCCUCGCACCGACGUCGACGCACCAUCUUCGCGUCGCUACGGCUUGACGGCGGCUUGGCGUCGCCGCCACCGCCACCGUUGCCGGAAGUCGUCGUUUCUCCUCUUUCCCUCUCCUCCUCCGCCUCUUCCUCCUCUUCCUUCUCCUCUUCACGCAUCGAAGGCUCGACGGAGGAGGAACUGACGGUCCACGAAACCAAUACGCUGGUUGAACUGUUUCGGAUACAGCCUCUCCAUUUGGGUUGGUGCCAUUCCAGUCCGAAGGACCGGACAUUCCGUCGUCUCUUCAGUCAUUCUGUCGUCUUGUGCACAACGGCAUGA
This is a messenger RNA of Protopolystoma xenopodis, 1077 nucleotides long. NCBI's taxonomy places the organism in Eukaryota, Metazoa, Platyhelminthes, Monogenea, Polystomatidea, Polystomatidae. The record is from the annotation of a GenBank genome assembly.